AUUGGUGCCUUGGCGAAGAGUAUUUCGCAUGGAGAGAACCUUCGAGCUGAAGGCAAAGGUCACCAUUCCUGUCUAAAGGUGAAGCAGACCGAGCCUUGAAUUGAGAAAGAUUUGCUGACUAUCGGUUUUGGUGUCAGCAUCACCGAUCGCCAUGCUUGAUUCGUUUUUUAACAAGGGUUUCAAAGCGGCGAAAUGCAAAACGCUGCUGAAGCUGACAGUUCCGAGGAUAAAGCUUCUGCGGAAUAGAAGAGAGAUUCAGCUGAAGCAGAUGCGAAAAGAUAUUGCCAAUCUUCUCGAGAAUGGGCAAGAAGCUACUGCCCGUAUUAGGGUGGAGCACAUAAUUCGAGAGGAGAACAUGAUGGCUGCACAAGAGAUCAUUGAAUUGUUUUGUGAACUCAUUGCUGUCCGCCUUCCAAUAAUUGAGAUUCAAAGGGAAUGUCCAUUAGACCUCAAAGAAGCAAUCUCAAGCAUAUGCUUCGCAGCGCCGAGGUGCUCAGACUUGCCUGAACUGUUUCAGGUACAGAUUUUAUUUGCGAGCAAAUAUGGGAAGGAAUUUGUUGCAGCUGCUACAGAACUGAUGCCAGAUUGCGGAGUAAAUCGCCAGAUUAUUCAAUUAUUGUCUGUUCAUGCUCCUUCUGUGGAAACAAAAUUGAAACUUCUCAAGGAAAUUGCUGAAGAGCAUGAGGUAGACUGGGAUCCAGCUGCAACUGAAUCCGAGUUUCUUAAGCCACAUGAAGAUUUAUUGAACGGACCAAACUACAUCAGUGGCAGUGCUGCAUUGCCUCUUCCAAAAGAGAAGCAUAUUGCUUCUCCCAGUAGGAACACUGUAGAAGAGAUAGACCAACCUGAUUCAGAUUCUGGUGUUGAUUCAUGGGAUUUCCCAGAAGUGCCAAGAAGUUCAGUUCAAGCAGAUUCAGAUUCCCCUCAAUCACCAGCCAUUGUUCAUCAUCCACAUCCUCCUCCUUCCCCGUUCAAUUCUGAGGUUGGACAAGAGGAACCAAAGGAGAAGAAGCAGUUUAUCCCCUUUGUGUCUCCACCUUCUCCCCCAUCUCCACCACCAGCUCCAUUACAUGCAAAGUUAACAGAGGCAUCUACUCCCCCCUCUCAAGUCAAGUCCGAGGCCAAAGAAGACCUACAGGAUGUCCUGGCUGCUGCUCAGGCAGCUGCAGAGUCUGCUGAGCAAGCUGCUGCUGCUGCUCGUGCUGCUGCAAGCCUUGCCCGGCUUAGAAUCGCCGAGCUUAAUAAAAAGAGCCAAUCCUUUCAUGAUUCUGAGAAUGGAGUGAAUCAAGGGGAGAAUCCAACAUGGAACCAGCACAAUUUAGAUGAUGAUGUAAAGCAUGUUCCUUCUUGGGAUUCAGGCACUCCAACCCAAGAUUUAACCAAGAUGGAAGCUGGCUCACCUGAUUAUACAGGAUUGAUUCCAGACUAUAACAGAGAUCAUAAACCUCAGAGAUCUACUUCGCUGGAGGAUUAUCCAUAUUUCAGCUACCCUAACCUGUUCAGCAGCAGGCAAGAUUCUAAUCUCCAUUCGAGUUUCUCUUCCCCGGAGAAUUCUCGGCCAGCUCAUGAUUCGUGACAGCAGUGUCGAACAACAUUCGUGUUUCUUACCUUCCAUUAUUUGUGCCAAUUUGGUAUUUGUACUGUAAUGUUCCUUCAGAGCAGAGGUGUGAUUCCUGUCUUAGUAGAGUUUCACUUGUUAAAUUUCAACGGUCUGUCUGUACAAGCAAAUGGUUAUAAUUGCCCUUCUUCAUCAACUCGAUGGACUACUGGCUUUUCAA
Molecule: messenger RNA, 1778 nt
Organism: Phalaenopsis equestris
Lineage: Eukaryota; Viridiplantae; Streptophyta; Magnoliopsida; Asparagales; Orchidaceae
Product: IST1 homolog
Exons: 7
Coding region: 152-1576 (474 amino acids)
Biological process (GO): protein transport
Source: RefSeq, a predicted model, not a curated record